Vigna unguiculata (cowpea) is the source of this 1214-nucleotide messenger RNA. RefSeq names its product zinc finger CCCH domain-containing protein 14-like. The record is from RefSeq and is a predicted model, not a curated record. Gene Ontology annotation, molecular function: metal ion binding; mRNA binding. Lineage: Eukaryota; Viridiplantae; Streptophyta; Magnoliopsida; Fabales; Fabaceae.
UACCACUCACCAAUUUCAAUAUAUACUAUUUUUUUUAUUUAUUGAUAUUCUCUUCGCACCACCACCACCUUCUCUCUCUGCCUCACCACCCUCUUCUCCAAAACCUCUUUUCCGCCGUUUGUUAGGGUUUUUCUGGAUCUCGAUCCCUCUCAAUGGACCUUCGCAAGCGUGGAAGGCCCGAACUCGCCGCCACCCUUAACGGCGCCGUUAAGAAGACCAAGCAAGACUUGGAGUCCUCAUCAGGUGGUGUAGGAAGCAAAUCGAAGCCCUGUACCAAGUUUUUUAGCACUUCUGGUUGCCCAUUUGGUGAGAGCUGCCAUUUCUUGCAUUUUGUUCCUGGUGGUUAUAAUGUGGUUGCCCAUAUGAUGAAUUUAAAACCUGCUGCUCCUCCUUCAAGAGCUGUUGCUGCACCACCUCCGAUCCCUAAUGGCUCUACUCCAUCUGCUGUUAAAACACGCAUAUGUAACAAGUUCAAUACUGCUGAAGGAUGCAAAUUUGGUGACAAGUGCCAUUUUGCUCAUGGUGAAUGGGAACUUGGUAAACCUAUUGCUCCCUCAUUUGAUGAUCAUCGACCUUUGGGACCUCCAUCAGCUGGUCGAAUGGCUGGUCGAAUUGAGCCUCCUCCCUUGGCUGGUAGCUUUGGCGCCAUUUCUACGGCCAAGAUCAGUGUAGAAGCUUCUCUGGCAGGAGCUAUCAUUGGGAAGGGUGGUGUGAACUCAAAGCAGAUCUGUCGCCAAACAGGAGCGAAGCUUUCAAUCAGAGAGCAUGAAACUGAUCCAAACCUUAGAAACAUUGAACUUGAGGGAACUUUCGAACAGAUAAAGGAGGCAAGUAAUAUGGUAAAAGAUUUACUUUUGACUGUUUCAAUGUCUGCCCCUCCCAAAUCCACCCAUGGUGUUCCUGGUGCCCCUGCUCCACCUGGAAGUAACUUCAAGACCAAGCUGUGUGAGAAUUUUGCAAAAGGGUCUUGCACUUUUGGAGAUCGAUGCCACUUUGCUCAUGGAGCUGCCGAGUUGCGCAAGCAGGGGGUAUGAUUUUGUUUUUCGAUCUUGUAUUAGCCAGGUCUAUUAUUAUCAUUAUUGCAGUUGAUGUUGUUGUGCAUUGUUACUUAGUGGUUGGUACUCACAUUAAUUUUCCUGUUAUAGUUUUGCCGAACUAAGUUAAUUUUCAAAUCAUCUUUUUUGCGGUUGCAAAAAUGAGUAUCCUGUUCUUUU